AUGGUCGCUACACGUCUCGCUAUCUGGGCUGUUGCCGCAGCAAGCAUCUUCUCUGGUGUUAUUGCUACCCCCGUUCGCCGAGAUGUCGAAAGACUCGACGCGAGAGCCGUUGUGACUGUCGUUACAGUCCACAAACCAGUUGUUAAAGUCUUCGUGGUCCUCGAUCAGAACGGGAAUACUGUCAGGACAGGCUAUUCUACCAUCAACCCUGAUGCCACACCCGCCCCAUCUCCAGUUAGGGCGGGAAGGAAGAAGAAUUACAGCACAAAAACCCUUGAAGAGGCCGUCGAAACACCGGCACCAUCUAAAGAGUCUCCCAAAGAGUCCCCUAAGUCUAACACCGGCAAGGUCGGAAAGCAUAGCAAGUCCCCGUCGAAGGCGGCUAAAGAUGGCAAGCUCGGAAAGGGGAUCGUCUACUCCGUCUACCACGACAGCGGAAAGUGCAAGGAUAGGGACACCACUCGAAGUGAAAUCAAGAAGGUCCUUGAUAGCGGAAAUGGGUACAACUGGAUCCGUAUCUACGGAACUGACUGUGACCAGGUUGCCAAUGUCAUGGGCGCUGCUUAUGAUGGCGGUGUAAAGGUUAUGCUCGGAAUCUACAACCUGAACGAUGAUGCCGGCUUUCAGAAAGAACUCGAUGCCCUCAUCGCCGGUGUCAAGGCAGCCAACAAAGAAUACAAAAAAGAAGAGAAUGAUUGGUCUGGUGUUGCUUUCGUCUCUGUUGGAAAUGAAGUCGUCAACAACAAUGCCGGAGAUGCCGAAGCUUGGGUUUCUAAGUCCCUCAAAUACGCUGCUCUCACCCGAUCUGCUCUCAAGGACGUCGGUUACACUGGUGAUGUUGGCAAUACUGAUGUUUGGUUCUGGUACAAGAAGUUCCCAGCCCUCUGCGGCGAGGACAAGCUCGUCAUGCUUAACCUUCACCCAUUCUUCGACCAAAACUGCGAUGUUGCUUCCUCCGGAACUUUCAUGAAGGACAAGCUUGCCGAAAUCCAAGAGGCUUGCGGAUCCAACCACAAAGUCAUCAUCGCUGAGACUGGUUGGCCCAAUGCCGGAAACAAACUUAACAAGGCUGUUCCCGGAAAGGCCGAGCAAGCCGAGUUCCUCAAGCUUGCCGCAGAAAACCUCGAUGACUACGUUUUGCUCUCCGCUUACGAUGAGGCCUGGAAGACCGAGAACUCAUCUGCUGAGGUUGAGAAGCACUGGGGUAUUCUCGGAACCUCCCCAAGCAACUAA
Molecule: messenger RNA, 1233 nt
Organism: Orbilia oligospora ATCC 24927
Lineage: Eukaryota; Fungi; Ascomycota; Orbiliomycetes; Orbiliales; Orbiliaceae
Exons: 2
Coding region: 1-1233 (410 amino acids)
Biological process (GO): carbohydrate metabolic process; cell wall organization
Cellular component (GO): cell surface; extracellular region; fungal-type cell wall
Molecular function (GO): 1,3-beta-glucanosyltransferase activity; glucan endo-1,3-beta-D-glucosidase activity
Source: RefSeq, a predicted model, not a curated record